AAAACAUGCACAUAUUUAGUGGGUGAAUUGUUGAAAAACUUGUGAAUCUUUUUUAUGAAUAGACUUUCUAUAGAAGGUCUGCGAGUGCGACAUAAGUGCUGUGACAAUUUGACUGUCAAUGAGGUUAGUUUUCUAAGCUGAACCCGCACAGAGUAUGGCGAUCACUGAAUCCGUUACCCCCAGAAAAAACUCGUGAAUAAACCGUAAGCAAGACGAUCUAGUUCGGGUGGAGCUAAUACGCUACGAUUCAACUGAUGAUUAACAUAUUUAACAUAUAAAUAAUUUCACAUGAAUAAAUGUAUCACCAGCAGUCCUUAAGUCCUUAACAACAACAAAUUUGUUCCCUACUACAUUUGCUGAUGCAAAUGAUCUCUGCUAAGGAAAUCUUGCUAGGUGCCAUCAAACCCGCAUAACCUCUUGCCGGAUGGACAACUUUGGACAGUAACAAACAGUGAUGAUCAAGGCGGGCGAGCUGUACGUAGUCUGUUGAACAAUAGGAAGCCCAGCCGCCUCGUAGUGAUGUCCCUCCACACGGACCCCAUCCCGCAGCUCGGCGAGCUUCUGGAACGGAUUGUUGCCAACGACACCGGCGACCUGAGCUUGGUUGACCUGAGCUACUUCUGGAGAUUCUGGCUCAGCUCCCUGUACGGCUCCCCAUACAACGUCUUCAACUACAUGAGGCAGCGACAGCGCGAGCCCCGCAUGUUCGGCCUUCGCUUUGAAGAUUCGCGUGCCCUUGAUUACUGUAUAGAAAAUGAACUGCCUGCAUGUGAAGAUGUUUGCUGCGUCCAAGGAGUGCCACACGACCUUGGCACUAGACUUAAGGAUCUUGGUUGGAAAAUAAGCCGCUGGCACUUCCCUCACCUACGAAACUGUGACUUGGAUUGGGUGUGCAAAAUCCUAGAACCCUUCAAAGAUUGCAGAAAAUUCUGUUUCACCCUCUCGGACGGUCUGUUGUUUCAUACAUUUUCUUGGAAUCAAACCCUGAACUUCAGUCUGGUCAUUCCGAGCGACCGCCUCACCGGGUCGGGCAGUCGGCGGCUGGUUGAGAUGGUGCCUAACGCAAAAUACAUUUACUGCGACCCGCGCCCUAAACUUCCGACCUCUUCUUCUUCACAAACCUCGACGUCGACUGAAGAUGCGGUGCCUCAGGGGUGCCUUUCACGAGCAAAAUUCACUGAAUUGACCACCGACAUAAUCCUUCAGUGGGUGAAUAAUGCGGCGAGUGAGUAAGUGCCAGACUCUGGUAAACCAAGCCUUAUGUUUGCUUGCAUAUGUUCCAACAUAUAUGCAAUACAUUGGUUUUAAUGGUCCAAUCAUUGCUUGACUAGCAUAGUCAAUAAUGAACAGGUAAUUAUUCAAAUUAUUCAAAGACCUAGAAGUCGUGUGCCGAUUGCUAGCUCCAUCAUUUUGAGUAUUCGAAUGCAGGCUCUAACAAACUUAUAGGGAUAAUGAACGAUAAGAAAUUUCAAUUUCAUCUUCUCUAGUUUCAAAACUUAACAGAAAUCAUUUGAUAACCUGACAUCAGCACAUCCCUGUUUUGAUUAAACGCUUCUGGUAAAAUAAAUUUGUGUUACGAGACAAAUGUUCUGAAAAAACAAUUGAAGCUUUCCAUCUGUGUAUCAGGUGAAAGAAGAUUAUUAUCUUCAAUAUGAGAUUCAUAUUAAUUGGAAACGUGUUAAGCCUAUAUAGAUCCUCUAUGACUGAAAGUAUGAGGCAGUAUACUUUCAAUCGUGUACCCAAUGUAAUUAGUUACUGGAUUAGUCACACUGAUAUGGAAGAUGUGAAUUCGGUUUUUGAUUAUUUUUGUGUUCUAUGAAGAUUUUCUGUUGAUGUAAUGUCAACUUUGUUUAAAACUUAUUAGAAUUAAAUGAGCAAGUUUCUCCUUAAGUCCCAGUGAUAACAUGCGAUAAUUUUUUCGCAUUCACGUGGGUUUUGAUAAGUUUGUCUAUUAAAGUGUGUUUCGAAAC
This is a messenger RNA of Hyalella azteca, 1970 nucleotides long. RefSeq lists its product as uncharacterized. The record is from RefSeq and is a predicted model, not a curated record. The transcript is spliced from 6 exons. NCBI's taxonomy places the organism in Eukaryota, Metazoa, Arthropoda, Malacostraca, Amphipoda, Hyalellidae. Bases 520 to 1233 code for a protein of 237 amino acids.